AGCCUCCGCGCCUCCCCCGGCCAGCGCUUCCCGACCCGGACGCCCGCCGCCACUCUCCGCCCCGGGCCUCUCCUGUCUCCGUCCAUCCAUCCGUCCUUCCUUCGGUCCGUGAGUUCAAGACCCGCCGCUCCGACCCACCCGCAGCCGCCGAUCGCAUCCAUCCAUCCCAUCCAUCCAUCCAUCUGCUGCGCCCCAGCAACUUGGCGUCUCCGUCCGGAUUCCUCUUGCGCGCCACAAUGAGCUCCAGCACCGCCAGGGCCAUCGCCGUGGCCGUCACCCUUCUCCACUUGACCAGGCUGGCGCUCUCCACCUGCCCGGCGUCCUGCCACUGCCCUCUGGAGGCGCCCAAGUGCGCCCCGGGAGUCGGCUUGGUCCGAGACGGCUGCGGCUGCUGUAAGGUCUGCGCCAAGCAGCUCAACGAAGAUUGCAGCAAGUCGCAGCCUUGCGACCACACCAAGGGUUUGGAAUGCAAUUUCGGCGCCAGCUCCACCGCUCUGAAGGGGAUCUGCAGAGCUCAGUCUGAGGGCAGACCCUGUGAAUAUAACUCCAGAAUCUACCAGAACGGAGAGAGCUUCCAGCCCAACUGUAAGCAUCAGUGCACUUGCAUCGACGGGGCCGUGGGCUGCCUUCCUCUGUGCCCCCAAGAACUGUCUCUCCCCAACCUGGGCUGUCCCAGCCCCCGGCUGGUGAAAGUCACUGGACAGUGCUGUGAGGAAUGGGUCUGUGACGAGGACAGUGUCAAGGACUCCAUGGACUUGGACGACCAGGACGACCUCCUUGGCAAAGGCCUGGGAUUCGAUGCUUCGGAGGUGGAGUUGACGAGAAACAACGAACUAAUUGCAGUUGGAAAAGGCGGCUCUCUGAAGCGGCUCCCUGUCUUUGGCAUGGAACCUCGAAUUCUUUACAACCCUCUGCAUGGCCAGAAAUGUAUCGUUCAAACAACUUCAUGGUCCCAGUGCUCCAAGACCUGCGGAACUGGUAUCUCCACACGCGUUACUAAUGACAACCCCGAAUGCCGCCUGGUGAAAGAAACCCGGAUUUGUGAAGUGAGGCCUUGUGGACAGCCAGGGUUCAGCAGCCUCAAAAAGGGCAAGAAAUGCAGCAAGACCAAGAAGUCCCCUGAGCCAGUCAGGUUCACGUACGCCGGAUGCUCAAGUGUGAAGAAAUACCGACCCAAGUACUGCGGCUCCUGCGUGGAUGGCCGCUGCUGCACCCCCCAGCAGACCAGGACAGUGAAGAUGAGGUUCCGCUGUGAAGACGGGGAAACAUUCUCCAAGAACGUCAUGAUGAUCCAGUCCUGCAAAUGCACUUACAACUGCCCACACGCCAGUGAGGCCUCCUUCCCCUUCUACCGGCUGUUCAACGACAUUCACAAGUUCAGAGACUAACUGCCUGCCAGCUUGACCGCCUGGGCUGGGCAGGGGAGGAGAGGAGGAGCGUGGGAGCAUCACCUCCAUGCGGGUGGGGGCAGUGAGGCGAGCGGACUCACCUCCGAAGGGAUGCCUUGCUCAUUCUCGAGUAGCAUGAAGGUAUUUCGUAACUGCCAGGGGUGCUGGGGCAGAGGGACAGCGAUGCAGCCGCAGUUGGAGAAUACUUCGCUUCAUAGUAUUGGAGCACUUGUUCCUGCUUCAUUUUGGAGCGUGUGGUGUGGAUGAUCUUCUGUUUUCUGUUUGUAAAUUAUUUGCUAAGCAUAACUUUUUUGUUGUUGUUGUUGUCGUUGUUCCUGUAAGCUUUUCUCCCAUUGGUUCUACAAUUGUAAUAGAGAUAAUAAGAUUAGCUGGGCAGUGAAAGCCUUGUUUGUCCUUUGACAGAAGUAAAUGGAAGGGCCUCCAUCCCUUCCCUCCGAGGGGGCGGGGGACACUCUGUGAGUGUCUGAGGGGCAGCUACCUGCACUCUAAACUGCAAACAGAAACCAGGUGUUUUAAGACUGAAUGUUUUUUUAUUAUUAUUAUUUAUCAAAAAAAUGUAGCUUUUGGGGAGGGAGGGGAAAUGUAAUACUGGAAUAAUUUGUAAAUGAUUUUAAUUUUAUAUCAGUGAAAAGAAUUUAUUUAUGGAAUUAAUCAUUUAAUAAAGAAAUAUUUACCUAA
Jaculus jaculus (lesser Egyptian jerboa) is the source of this 2087-nucleotide messenger RNA. RefSeq names its product cellular communication network factor 1 (gene Ccn1). Gene Ontology annotation, cellular component: extracellular region. The transcript is spliced from 5 exons. Lineage: Eukaryota; Metazoa; Chordata; Mammalia; Rodentia; Dipodidae. The coding region runs from base 237 to 1388 and encodes 383 amino acids. Gene Ontology annotation, biological process: signal transduction. The record is from RefSeq and is a predicted model, not a curated record. Gene Ontology annotation, molecular function: protein binding.